Molecule: messenger RNA, 4297 nt
Organism: Malania oleifera
Lineage: Eukaryota; Viridiplantae; Streptophyta; Magnoliopsida; Santalales; Ximeniaceae
Product: 5-oxoprolinase 1
Exons: 2
Coding region: 304-4113 (1269 amino acids)
Biological process (GO): glutathione metabolic process
Cellular component (GO): cytosol
Molecular function (GO): 5-oxoprolinase (ATP-hydrolyzing) activity
Source: RefSeq, a predicted model, not a curated record
GGGAACUUCAGGGUGACACGACUCUUUCGCAGUCCGGACUCCGCACAAUGCCCACAACAUCCCUCUGCUUCAUUCUGGAGAAAUUGAACUCAAAACGGAACUGGGUCAUUCCAAUCAAUCUCAGGGAUUACCUGUCAUUGUAGAAUUGAAGAUUUACGUAUCCUUUCACUCUGCACUACGCACUCGCAUUUCGCCGUCACGGAUGACCUCUGGUUUCUCAGUUCAAGGUUAUUGAUAUUUGGAUCAUUUCUGGGGAAGAUUUGUGAACUGGAUUUUGAAUUCCCACAACUGUGAGCAGAGAAUAUGGGGAGUGUGAAUGAACAGAAACUCAGGUUUUGCAUCGACAGAGGGGGCACAUUCACGGAUGUUUAUGCCGAAAUCCCCGGUCAGCAUGAAGGCCGAGUAAUGAAACUUUUGUCUGUUGACCCUUCUAACUACGAUGAUGCUCCGGUUGAGGGGAUUCGGAGGAUUCUCGAAGAAUUUACAGGGGAAAAAAUUCCCCGGACUUCGAAAAUCCCCACAGAUAAGAUAGAGUGGAUAAGGAUGGGUACUACAGUGGCAACAAAUGCACUUCUGGAGCGGAAAGGGGAGAGAAUUGCUGUGUGUGUAACUAGAGGCUUCAGGGAUCUGCUGCAGAUUGGUAACCAGGCUCGCCCAAACAUCUUUGACCUCACUGUUUCAAAACCUUCCAAUCUUUAUGAGGAAGUAAUAGAGGUUGAUGAGAGAGUUGAGCUUGUUCUUGGCAAUGAGGAAACGGAUCCAGAUUUUUCUGCAUCUGUAUUCAAGGGCAUUUCCGGCGAGCUUGUCCGGGUUGUGAAGCCACUGGAUGAGAAAACUUUAGAACUUUCAUUGAAAGGUCUGUUGGAGAGGGGAAUUCGCUGUUUAGCUGUUGUGUUAAUGCAUUCUUAUACAUACCCCCAGCAUGAAAUGUGUUUGGAAAAGUUAGCUGUGAGGUUGGGCUUUAGACAUGUUUCCUUGUCUUCAGCUUUGACGCCUAUGGUUCGAGCAGUUCCAAGGGGUCUAACAGCAAGUGUGGAUGCAUAUUUAACCCCGGUAAUUAAAGAAUAUCUGUCAGGGUUUAUAUCCAAAUUUGAUGAAGGGCUGGGGAAGGUGAAUGUUUUGUUUAUGCAAUCGGAUGGAGGGCUCGCACCAGAAAGUAGAUUUUCUGGGCAUAAAGCGGUUCUGUCAGGUCCUGCAGGUGGUGUUGUUGGUUACUCGCAGACUCUUUUUGGGCUUGAAACAGAAAAGCCUCUAAUUGGGUUUGACAUGGGUGGUACAUCUACAGACGUGAGCCGCUAUGCAGGUACUUUUGAGCAAGUUUUAGAAACUCAGAUUGCUGGAGCCAUAAUUCAAGCACCUCAGCUUGACAUAAACACUGUCGCUGCUGGAGGUGGAUCAAAGUUGAAGUUCCAGUUUGGGGCUUUCCGGGUGGGUCCAGAAUCUGUGGGUGCUCACCCAGGUCCAGUGUGUUAUCGGAAAGGAGGGAAAUUAGCUGUUACAGAUGCAAAUCUUAUUUUGGGGUUUGUUAUUCCUGAUUUUUUUCCUUCAAUCUUUGGCCCUAAUGAGGAUCAGCCUUUAGAUAUCACAGCAACAAGGGAUGAAUUCAAGAAGCUUGCAGUGCAAAUAAAUUCAUACAGGAAGAGCCAGGAUUCAUCAGCGAAGGACAUGACAGUAGAGGAGAUUGCACUGGGAUUUGUGGAUGUUGCCAAUGAGACAAUGUGCCGUCCAAUUCGGCAGUUAACGGAGAUGAAAGGACAUGAGACUAGGAACCAUACUCUUGCUUGCUUUGGAGGUGCUGGGCCGCAGCAUGCCUGUGCUAUUGCCAGGUCCUUGGGAAUGAAAGAGGUAUUAAUUCAUAGGUUCUGUGGGAUUUUAAGUGCAUAUGGAAUGGGACUGGCAGAUGUAAUAGAAGAGGGACAGGAGCCAUAUUCUGCUGUUUAUGCACCUGAAUCGCUCCUCGAGGCCUCUCGUAGAGAAGCUACUUUAUUGAAGCUGGUCAAGCAGAAGCUGCAAGAUCAAGGGUUCAAGGAGGAAAACAUUACAACUGAAACAUAUUUAAAUUUGAGGUAUGAGGGUACAGAUACUGCCAUCAUGGUAAAGAGAAAAAUAAAUGAAGAUGGAUUGGAAUUUGAUUUUGCAGAAGAAUUUGUGAGGCUUUUCCAGCAAGAGUAUGGAUUCAAACUACAGAAGAGGAACAUCCUGAUAUGUGAUGUUAGAAUUCGUGGUAUAGGAGUUACUAAUAUUUUGAAACCACGAGCUCUUGUACCUGCUUCAGGUACCCCUAAGUUUGAAGGGCAUUACAAGGUUUACUUUCAGAAUGGCUGGCACAGCACACCUUUAUUCAAGCUUGAGAAUCUUGGGUAUGGUCAUACAAUGCCUGGCCCAGCAGUUAUCAUGAAUGGUAAUAGUACUGUGAUAGUAGAACCCAAGUGCAAAGCUAUUAUAACCAAAUAUGGAAAUAUUAAAAUUGAAAUUGAAUCAAAUCUAAGCACCGUGAAAGUAGCAGAAAAUGUUGCAGAUGUUGUUAAGCUCUCAAUAUUCAAUCACAGAUUUAUGGGUAUUGCUGAGCAGAUGGGACGGACGCUACAAAGGACAUCCAUAUCAACAAAUAUCAAGGAACGGCUGGAUUUCUCUUGUGCUCUUUUUGGUCCUGAUGGAGGACUAGUUGCCAAUGCGCCUCAUGUGCCUGUCCACCUUGGUGCUAUGUCCAGUACAGUUAGAUGGCAACUCAAGUACUGGGGCAAAAAUUUGAAUGAAGGAGAUGUUUUAAUCUCCAAUCAUCCAUGUGCUGGAGGUAGCCAUCUCCCUGAUAUAACCGUCAUUACGCCUGUUUUUGAUAAUGGAAAACUGGUAUUUUUUGUGGCUAGCAGAGGGCAUCAUGCAGAGAUUGGGGGUAUUACUCCAGGAAGUAUGCCUCCUUUCUCUAAGUACUUAUGGGAGGAAGGAGCUGCCAUUAAAGCGUUCAAGCUUGUGGAAAAGGGGGUUUUUCAAGAAGAAGGAAUUAUCAAACUUCUCAAGUUCCCUUGUUCUGAUGAAUCAACUCAUAACAUCCCAGGAACCCGCAGGCUUCAAGACAAUUUAUCAGACCUUCAUGCACAAGUAGCUGCCAACCAGAGAGGAAUUUCCCUUAUCAAAGAGCUUAUUGAACAGUAUGGUUUGGACACAGUUCAGGCUUAUAUGACCUAUGUGCAGAAGAAUGCAGAAGAGGCAGUCAGAGAGAUGCUCAGAUCAGUUGCUUCUAGUGUUUCAUCUCAGGUGGCUAAGUGUGGAGAGGGUGAUUUCGUAACCAUUGAAGAAGAAGAUUACAUGGAUGAUGGGUCUACCAUUCAUCUGAAUCUUACAAUCAAUUGUGAGAAGGGGGAAGCAGUCUUUGAUUUUUCUGGGACCAGCCCUGAAGUUUAUGGGAAUUGGAAUGCUCCGGAAGCAGUGACAGCUGCAGCAGUCAUAUACUGCCUACGCUGUUUGGUUGAUGUUGAUAUUCCUCUCAAUCAAGGUUGUUUGGCCCCUGUUAAAAUCCAUAUUCCAUCAGGUUCAUUCCUUUCUCCUAGUGAUGAGGCUGCUGUAGUAGGGGGUAACGUUCUGACAUCUCAGAGAAUAACGGAUGUUGUGCUCACCGCAUUUCAGGCAUGUGCUUGUUCUCAGGGAUGUAUGAAUAAUCUCACUUUUGGGGAUGAUACUUUUGGCUAUUAUGAAACAAUUGGAGGUGGAUGUGGUGCUGGUCCCAACUGGGACGGGACCAGUGGAGUCCAGUGCCAUAUGACAAAUACCCGUAUGACCGAUCCCGAGAUUUUUGAGCAGAGGUAUCCAGUUAUUUUGCACAAAUUUGGGCUCAGAGAGAACAGUGGUGGAGGUGGACUUCAUAGAGGGGGAGAUGGACUUGUGCGAGAGAUAGAGUUCAGACACCCAGUGGUGGUGAGUAUUCUUUCGGAGAGGCGCGUUCAUGCACCGAGAGGAUUAAAAGGAGGAAAAGAUGGUGCUCAUGGGGUUAAUUACCUUAUCACAAAAAAUAAACGGAGGGUAUAUCUUGGAGGGAAAAACACAAUUGAGGUGCAGGCAGGGGAAGUUCUUCAGAUUUUAACUCCUGGUGGUGGUGGAUGGGGCUCUCCUCUUUGAUUCAUUUCUAUUGAAAAACUUUUCGUCAGGAGUUUUGUCUUCACCUUGGUAUUCUAUUACUCUGUUUAAAGAUGGUUUGAAUUUUUAGGUUUGAAUUUUUCACUGCUUCGAGCAAAACAAAAAUAAUGUAUCAAACAAUUGGUUCCAUGUGAAUGAAUUAAGUAUAAAAUUUUUCCUGUUUAAA